AUGUCUGCCAACUUGGAUAAAUCUCUAGACGAAAUCAUUGGUACCAACAAAAAGCCUGUCAGAAAGAUCAACAAGAAAGCUCCAAAGAAGGUCUCCAAGCAAAUAGUAGGUGGAAACCGUCGUGGAGCUUCCGUGGCUGCCAUCAGACAGAGACCCGCACCCGUGAAAUCUGCAAACCUGCUGGAACAGGCGUACGGUACCAAAGUGAGCGUGGAAGGUUUGCCAAGAGACAUUAAGCAAGAUGCAGUAAGAGAAUUUUUCUCCUCUCAGGUAGGUGGUGUUGCCAGAAUCCUGUUGAGUUAUAAUGAAAGAGGUUUGUCCACUGGUAUGGCGACCAUCACAUUCAAGAACGUGGAAAAGGCUAGAGAGGCUGUGAAAAAAUUCAACGGUGCCCCCAUCGAUGGCGGCAGAUCCAAGUUGAGACUAAGUUUGAUCAUUGACCCUAGCAAGAAGCCUCUAGCCUCUAGAAUUCAAUCUAUCGUGGAACGCAAGCCUGUUCCAGUAAAGGGUCCCAACAAGAAGGUUGCUGCCGUCAAGAAACAGAAGAGGGAUGACAAGAAGAAGAACGCCCCUAAGGCCAAGCCAGAAAAGAAGAGUCUAGAGCAGCUAGAUCAGGAGAUGGCCGACUACUUCGAAGAGAAGAAGAAUUAA
This is a messenger RNA of Lachancea meyersii CBS 8951, 651 nucleotides long. The record is from the annotation of a GenBank genome assembly. Lineage: Eukaryota; Fungi; Ascomycota; Saccharomycetes; Saccharomycetales; Saccharomycetaceae.